AUGGCCUCUACAGUGUCUUUUGUGAACCUGGAGAGGCGCAACAUUACUGAGCCGAACGUUUCCAAGGUUGCGAAAGACCAAGGCAUCCCAACCGCGACCCAAUCUCAGAUGGAGAACAAAGACGAGCUUGCGAAGCUGAUCGCCUGCGCCAUUCACAACCUUGAGGAAACCAUGAACACCACUAUCGACAAGAGUCGGGAGGCCAAAGAAACUCACAAAGCUGAGAGAGCGAUAAUCGACGAAGCACGGGAGCGCACCCAGCACCACAAUACUAUCUUCAAGACGAGGGAGCGACUGUUCUUCCGACUGCCUAGAAACCAAAGCGUCAUUCCGGUUCACAACGCCUUGCUAAAAGAGCAUGCGAAAGAGCGCAUGCUGAUCAGAGAAGCUUUCACAGUAGCCAAGGCUGGAAAGAUAGACCUGCGAGAGAAGAAGAAGGCUGAGAGCACGGAGACUGAGGCCAUGCUUUCUAGACAUAGAAAGCAGAUUGAACUGCUUCAUCGCAUCGCCGAGUAUUCAGGGAGCGAUGUGGUAUCUACGACUACAGAGGAGCAAGUUGAGGGUCGUUUCGAUGAUGUCUCUGUCCGUUCAUCUAAACCAACACCUCGAAACCAGAAGGACAACGAGAAUCCGCAUCGAAAAGCCACCCCCAAGCGCACGGUAUCUUCCAGUGCUACCAAAGAUGCCAUUCAUAAAAGCAAGAUGAGCGAGACAACAGUGCCAACGAACGGAAAGUUGGAAGAAAUUUGCGACGCCGGCCAUACACAUGGUUGCCUGCAAGUUGAAGAUCUCUACACGGCGGAUCCCACCUGCAUCAACGUUAUCAACGAGGACCAGGAUGACUUGAAAAUUUGGAUGCACUGCCAUGUGAAACUUUGCAAUGAUUCCAUUGCUGAACUUGAGGAACAGCACAAGGAGGAGGCCGAAAUGGCGGAAGACGAUCACGAACGGGAAGUCUCUGCCCUUGAGGGUGUCGUACUAGAGCGCGGCUGCCAACUUCGUCGAUUCACAGACAUACUUGUCGCCCUUCAUGAUCUAGACACCGGGAAGCCACAAUGGUCCAGGAUUUCGGAUAUGGUUAUCGCCGAAACAGCUUCGAUCAGAGAAGAAGCGUGGUCGAUCAAUGCGAAGAUCCACAAAUGCAAACAAGAAUUUGAAGAACGUCAACAAAAGGCCGUCGCAUCGGUCAAUGAACGCAGACAACUAUAUACAGUAGUCAUCGAGGACAUCAACGACUAUGCCGAGGCUUGCGGUAUGCAUCUGAAAGCUGAUUGA
Pyrenophora tritici-repentis Pt-1C-BFP is the source of this 1275-nucleotide messenger RNA. RefSeq lists its product as uncharacterized. The record is from RefSeq and is a predicted model, not a curated record. NCBI's taxonomy places the organism in Eukaryota, Fungi, Ascomycota, Dothideomycetes, Pleosporales, Pleosporaceae.